Trypanosoma theileri is the source of this 345-nucleotide messenger RNA. RefSeq lists its product as uncharacterized. Bases 1 to 345 code for a protein of 114 amino acids. The record is from RefSeq and is a predicted model, not a curated record. Gene Ontology annotation, cellular component: mitochondrial intermembrane space. Gene Ontology annotation, molecular function: copper ion binding; copper chaperone activity. NCBI's taxonomy places the organism in Eukaryota, Euglenozoa, Kinetoplastea, Trypanosomatida, Trypanosomatidae. The transcript has a single exon.
AUGGGCAUAGAGACGUGGAAGACAUUCCCCAAGAUUCUCACGGAGUACCCCAAACACAAUGUACCGCUGCCCUGUUCUGAUCAGAACCCGCGACUAAAGUGUCCGGAAACACGAUGGGCGCGGGACUUCUGCCUAGCACAGGGCGGGAGUUGCGAAUAUAAGAUAGAGGCGCACUUUGAUUGCCUGGAGCAGUACUACCCACCAGAGAAGGUACUGGAGCUGCGUAAGGCAUUUAAACCGAAUACAUUGGACUAUCCAACCAGUGAUACAUAUAUUCGUUAUCGACACUUCUACGUUGGUGCUGCUUGGGCCGGAGGGAAACGAGGAUGGGAGGGAAUGGUGUAA